GUUAAUAUUUAAAUCUUGCCCCCCUCUACAUCUGUUUUAGCGUCUGCCCUGUUCCCGUCCUUGCCGUUUAUAGCUUAGCUACCUACCAACAACAUAUACAUAUCAAAACCAUCUUGCAGAUUUGGUUUGCAAGUUUUUGUUAUCUGAAACUUUUUCUUCUCGUUCAUUUCUGUAAAGAUACACCACCAAAUUAAGAUCCCAACCCAUCCUUAAUUCCUCUUUGUUUUGGGGUUGUAUCUCUAUCAUCAACAAAUGGUUCCGGCAAAGCGUGGCCACAGAUUCUUCAAGUUCAGAAUUCCAUCAGUGAUAUUUCCAUCUCAUGCAUAUCCCUAUCUUGCAUGGUAACAAUUUAAAUUCUUGAUUGAUUUUGCCUAUAUUAUCCUUGCUUCCCCAAAGAAUUUGCUUACCACCCUCAAGAAAAUUCCUUAAGUUAUUAAAGAGAGAGAUAUUUCACUCUUUUAAGAAAGACAUAUUGGCCUUUUCCUCCACCAAAAUCGUAUUCACUUGUCAAUUCCAAGUUUAUUUCUUUCUUUAAAAAAAAAAAAAAAAAACUUUUGGGUUUUGGUUUUCGCUCCAAAUGGUUGCCAAAAACUACGACUUCUCACGUGCGGUUGUGGAAAUGGCAUGGAUCAUGCUAAGGAUUGAUUACUCAAGACUCUUCUGGCUUCUCUUUGGUGUCUUCUCUUAUGAAAAUCAUGAAGGAAAGCCUCGGAUUUAGAGCUCUCCAUCUCUUUUAACCCAUAUAUAAUACACACAAAUAUUUUCUCUUUUUGUUUUCCAAUUUAUACCCAUCAGCCAGCAUAUAUAAAAAGUAGAGUUCGAAAAUUCGCAAGAUUUUUUUCCAAAAUAAAGCUUUUCGGCCAACUCCUAGGAGAAGCUGCAGGCUUUCCCAUAUAUACCCCUCAAAAACAUGUACAAAAAGAAAGUUGGGUUGCAUGAAACCGACGCCGACCAUGGCUAUGUUGAAACCGAUCCUACUGGCCGGUAUGGUCGGAUGUGAGAGAGAAGAUUGUGUUUCAUUUUUUGGACAGUUUGAAGAAGUUCUUGGGAAAGGGGCAAUGAAAACAGUCUAUAAGGCAAUUGAUGAAGUCCUCGGAAUGGAGGUGGCGUGGAACCAGGUAAAACUCAAUGUGGUGCUUGGCUCACCUGAGGACUUGCAGAGGCUAUACUCAGAGGUUCACCUUCUCAGCACCCUCAACCAUGACUCUAUCAUCCAAUUCUACACCUCUUGGAUUGAUGUUCAUCAAAAGACGUUCAACUUCAUCACUGAAAUGUUCACUUCAGGAACUCUGAGAGAAUACCGGAAAAAAUACAAACGAGUGGAUAUUCGAGCCAUUAAGAACUGGGCUCGUCAGAUCUUACAAGGCCUUGUGUAUCUACAUGGCCAUGAUCCUCCAGUAAUUCAUAGAGAUCUGAAAUGUGACAACAUCUUUGUCAACGGCCAUCUUGGACAGGUCAAAAUUGGUGAUCUUGGCCUUGCAGCAAUCCUUCGUGGCUCCAAAUCAGCACAUAGUGUCAUAGGCACCCCAGAGUUCAUGGCACCAGAAUUAUAUGAGGAGGAGUACAAUGAGCUUGUUGAUGUUUACUCAUUUGGCAUGUGUGUUUUAGAGAUGCUCACAUCUGAAUACCCUUAUAGUGAAUGUGUUAACCCAGCACAAAUUUACAAGAAAGUGACUUCGGGGAAGCUACCUGCUGCAUAUUAUGGGAUUAAGGACUUGGAAGCACAACAAUUUAUUGGAAAGUGCUUAGUAAAUGCAUCAAAGAGAUUAUCAGCAAAAGAGCUACUGCUUGAUCCAUUUCUCGCAUUUGAUGAAGCUGAACCAUCACCUGUUACAAGGUCUGGAAAUCAGAAGCCAUUUUUGAAUUGUAGAGAAAUGGAGAAGCUACAAUUGAGUGAUGAUCCACCAAGGACGGACAUGACUAUUACGGGGAAGCUCAACCCUGAAGAUGAUACCAUCUUUCUUAAAGUACAAAUUGCUAAUAAAGAUGGUUCGCUAAGGAAUAUAUAUUUUCCUUUUGACAUCUUACAUGAUACACCAAUGGAGGUUGCAAUGGAGAUGGUCAAGGAGCUGGACAUAGAUGAUUGGGAGCCAUUUGAAAUUGCUGAAAUGAUUGAUGGAGAGAUUUCAUCUCUAGUGCCAAACUGGAAGAAAUGGGACUUGCCUCAAAUUGAAGCUCAUCAUACAUUCAACUACCAAGAAGACGAUGCGACUAAUCAUCCUUUUGACUCUUCCUCGUCAUGUUCGUCAUCUCAAGCAUCCAUUUCAGGAUUAAUGACACAAUGUCUCCAAGAUGAUAUGUUUGAUGAUACCAGUUCUCAGAGCUCUUCACGCUCAGGAUCAUAUUCCAACUUGAAUUACAUUUCUGGUGACGAGCACAAGUUGGAUAUGAGCACAGCAAGAAGAGACCAUAAGCAUCUCACAAGGAUUCACAACUCAACAAGAUUUUGUCCUCAAGAUAAUUCGAGUUCUUCCAUUGGGCAGGCAAUUGCUAAAGAUGCCUAUAAACAGUGUAAACUUUUGCUGGAUUCACAGUAUGGAGCUUCUAGCUCUAAACACAAAAGGGUAAUGGACAGCCGUAGAUUAACAAGGAACCGGUCACUUGUAGACAUUCGUAGCCAGUUACUUCACCGGUCAUUGGUGGAAGAAGUGAACAAGAGACGAUUGUUCAAGACCGUGGGAUCUGUUGAAAAUGUUGGUUUCCAGACACCUCGGGAUUCUAAAAAAGUAUCACAGCGGAAUUUGAGCAGAAGAAUAUAAAAAUGAGGUCUUAUGCAUGAACUUUUCUCUGAAGAGGAGAUAAAAGGAAAAUGCCUGAACAGCGAGCUCAACUAGCUCUUAUGAGGUGAGGAUACUUAUUAGAAUGAGGAAGGAUGGGAAGUCAUCCAUGUCAUAUGGCAUCAAGAAUUCAAUUAGGAGACAGGUAGAGUUUCAUGCUAUCCAAUGUAAAUAUGCAUUUCUUUUAUGAAGUGUGCUGUGUAAAACUAUAGCUUCUUUAAAAUAGUUAUGUUUAUGUAUGUAAUAAAAAAUAAACUUUGAAUCCUUUCACUA
Messenger RNA from Hevea brasiliensis (rubber tree), 3050 nucleotides. Its product is annotated as probable serine/threonine-protein kinase WNK4. The coding region runs from base 936 to 2759 and encodes 607 amino acids. The transcript is spliced from 7 exons. NCBI's taxonomy places the organism in Eukaryota, Viridiplantae, Streptophyta, Magnoliopsida, Malpighiales, Euphorbiaceae. Gene Ontology annotation, cellular component: cytoplasm. The record is from RefSeq and is a predicted model, not a curated record. Gene Ontology annotation, molecular function: protein serine/threonine kinase activity; ATP binding. Gene Ontology annotation, biological process: protein phosphorylation; intracellular signal transduction.